GGAAAGCGGGGGUGGUGCCUGUAGCUCCUUGGCCCAAUAGCUUUGGAGCGCGCGGGGCCCCGGGAGUGAAACAGGGGCUGCGGAGGAUCCGGAGCGCGGGAGUUGGUGCGGCGAAGGCAUGGUGGGCCACCUGAGCGAGGGGGCCAUUGCGGCCAUAAUGCAACAGGGAGACACUUCCAUAAAACCUGUCCUCCAGGUCAUUAACAUCCGUCCCAUCACUACAGGGAAUAGUCCACCCCGUUAUCGACUGCUUAUGAGUGAUGGAUUGAACACUCUCUCCUCUUUCAUGUUGGCAACACAGUUGAACCAUCUCGUUGAGGAAGAACAAUUGUCUAGCAACUGUAUUUGCCAGAUUAACCGAUUUAUUGUUAACACUCUGAAAGAUGGAAGGAGAGUAAUUAUUUUGAUGGAGUUAGACGUUUUGAAAUCAGCUGAAGCAGUUGGAUUAAAGAUUGGCAAUCCCGUGCCCUAUAAUGAAGGACAUGGGCAGCAGCAGGUAGUUCCUUCUCCGGCCUCAGCAGCCAACCCACCAGCCAGCAAGCCCCAGCAACAGAAUGGGAGCUCAGGGAUGGGUUCCACUGCAUCUAAGACUUAUGGUGCCUCAAAGACAUUUGGAAAAGCUGGAGCUACCAACCUAGCGAACACAGGUUCUGGAGGAACACAGGUCAAAGUGGUACCCAUCGCCAGCCUCACCCCUUACCAAUCCAAGUGGACUAUCUGUGCUCGAGUUACCAACAAAAGUCAGAUCCGUACCUGGAGUAAUUCCCGGGGGGAAGGGAAGCUCUUCUCCCUAGAACUAGUUGAUGAAAGUGGUGAAAUCAGAGCUACUGCUUUCAACGAGCAAGUGGACAAGUUUUUUCCCCUUAUUGACAUGAACAAGGUCUAUUACAUCUCUAAAGGCACCCUGAAGAUUGCUAACAAACAGUUCACAGCUGUUAAAAAUGACUAUGAGAUGACCUUCAAUAAUGAGACUUCCGUCGUGCCCUGUGAAGAUGGUCAUCAUUUACCAACAGUUCAGUUUGAUUUCACAGCGAUUGGUGACCUGGAGAAUAAGUCUAAAGAUUCUCUGAUAGACAUAAUUGGGAUCUGCAAGAGCUAUGAAGAUGCCACCAAAAUCACAGUGAAAUCUAACAACAGAGAAGUUUCGAAGAGAGACAUCUAUUUGAUGGACAUGUCAGGGAAAGUGGUGACCGCUACUCUGUGGGGAGAAGAUGCUGAUAGAUUUGAUGGUUCUAGACAACCUGUGAUGGCUAUCAAAGGAGCCAGAGUUUCUGAUUUUGGUGGACGGAGCCUCUCUGUACUGUCUUCAAGCACGGUCAUUAUGAAUCCUGACAUCCCGGAGGCCUAUAAGCUUCGUGGAUGGUUUGACUCUGAAGGACAAGCCUUAGAUGGUAUUUCCAUCUCUGAUCUAAAGAGUGGAGGAACAGGAGGUAGCAACACCAACUGGAAAACUCUAUAUGAGGUUAAAUCAGAGAACCUAGGCCAUGGUGACAAGGCCGACUAUUUUAGCUGUGUGGCGACAGUUGUGUUUCUUCGCAAAGAGAACUGUAUGUAUCAAGCCUGCCCAGCUCAGGACUGCUUUAAGAAAGUGAUUGAUCAACAGAAUGGAUUGUACCGCUGUGAGAAGUGUGAUAGUGAAUUUCCCAGCUUCAAGUACCGCAUGAUCCUGUCAGCAAAUAUUGCUGAUUUUCAAGAGAAUCAGUGGGUCACCUGUUUCCAGGAGUCUGCGGAGGCCAUCAUUGGACAAACCACUGCUUAUAUUGGGGAGUUAAAAGAGAAGAAUGAGCAAGCAUUUGAGGAAGUUUUCCAGAAUGCCAACUUCCGAACUUUCAUAUUCAAGAUCAGGGUGAAACUAGAGACCUACAAUGAUGAGUCUCGAAUUAAGGCCACUGUGAUGGACGUGAAGCCCGUGGACUACAGAGAAUAUGGCAAAAGGCUGAUCAUGAACAUCAAGAGAAACGCACUGAUGAUGUGAGCAGAGCAGUGCUGAUUGGGCAGAAGUUUGAAAAAGCAGAGUUGAAAUGAAACAGACUCCUGCCCGCAGCACCCCCCCCCAACCCCCCUUGUGACAAUUCCACAUUAGGUCCCCAGUGCAUAGAGCCUCUCUGCGGCGGACUAGGCGCUUCCUCUCUCAGGCGCAUCUUGGAACCCAUUGGUAGGCAAAGGACAGUGUGCUCAGGUGGCUGAGGUGUAAACUGUGUCUGACCUAGCGGGUCAGCUGGCGGGAGGUGUAGUGCCAGUCCCUCUGUCUUCAGGCUUUUGUCAGUGAUAUUAAGAUUUCAUUAUCUUCAAGCAGGAAUUAUGUCAGAAGUAAUUGACCCUAAAUCUGCAGACAGUGAAAUAAAUUAUGUAGCUCGGGUUUCCGCCUCUCCAGUGGUGACACCUUCACAACUUGGGUUCCUUCUCCAGAGGGAGAGCCGAAAAGGGGCUGUGCGGAACCUGUAUUUUAGUGUGUCUUUCUAGAAUUCAAAGGCUUUCCUUUCUAGAGAUGCCACAGAGUUGUUAAUGCUUGGAAUGGCAAUAGGGUAGAAUUAUUAAUCAAAGAGAUGUCUUUUAUAUCUGAAGAAUAUCCUUCCUUCAGGGUUUAAUAGACUGAGUCAGAUGGGUCUGAUAUUAAUCAAAAUUGUCUCUUCUGAGGAAGGCUGAUAAGCAUUGACUUGCUGUCCCCCAGGGACAUCCAGGCAACUACAAAGCAUUGCUUUAGUUUUUACUUCAAUUAAUGUUGCAUUUUGGUUGGCGAACGUAUACUUUUUCUACCUGUACAUAUUUUUUGCAUUUGUAGGUUUCAUUUCUUGAUUAAAGCUAUGUUAAAUAGAAGGGAUUUUGAAGGAAGAAGCUCUUUGUUUCCCCUGCUUUGUUUUAAUAAACAGAAGCUUCUCUGUGUGUGAAUCCUACUUUCUUUGAAUGCAAAGGGUUCUUGUAACUGGAAAGCAAUUAAUUAGCCUUCAUAAUAAAUGUUCACUUGGGGGAGAUGUUAACUCAUUACAGACUCACAGAUUAGUCCAAAGCGUAGAGAUCAUUCUUCCUAAUGUUUGCAACCCUAAGAUGCAUCUUUAAAAGAGUGAAAAAACUAGAAACAAAAAGCCAUUGUACCCAGGAAUGCCGAUGAUCUGGCACUUUGGGAUUUUAUUGAUGUUUACACAGCAGUCUAACACCAACCAGGCUUUGAAAUGUGUACAGACAGUGAGCCAGUAAGAAAACAGUAAUUAUGCGACUGAGCUUUUCAGUCAGCGAGAGCAUGCUUGCUCUGUGUGUUCCUAAUCAUAUUAAUUAUCUAUCCGGUUGCCGCGACCCACCACUUGGCAUUUGCUGCACAUCCCUCCCCGAGCACCCAGGCAGUGUUGCAGGCAGCCUGCAGUGGGAAGACCUGGUUUUGAUUCGUGCCGCUGAGGCGUAUGGCGGCCCUCUGUGGAGGUGGAGAACGAGGCUGUCCUGUCGGUCUCAUCUUUACCUGUCCUCUUUUGGGAGGAAGUGGCCAGCUCUAGGCGAGAUGACUCCUGUUCCUCAGCACAGACAGAGAGGGCCUUUCUCAGGCCCACUGACUGUUUGGACACAUUCUGGUCUCAGAGGACGGUCGUCGGGCUGUACUUCCCUUUUUGACUGGGGCCUCAACCAUUUUUAUGGAAGCUCUUUUCUGUCUGACCUUGCUUAUAAAGCACGGACUAGAAAAUUACAGUCUUCAGCACGAUUCUGGAUUGACAAAUUGUGGGCUGGAGGUGGUCAUCUAGCGUGCAGCCCAGUAACCAGUCUCCCAUCUACCAGUGCCGGGCGCCCUGCCCUCUGCUCACGGGCCCUGCCCGUGAAGAGCGCUGACCUACCACCUUGCCCUGACUCAACACCAUUGUA
Messenger RNA from Lynx canadensis (Canada lynx), 3846 nucleotides. It is a transcript of the gene RPA1, whose product is annotated as replication protein A1. Gene Ontology annotation, molecular function: damaged DNA binding; single-stranded telomeric DNA binding. Bases 119 to 1975 code for a protein of 618 amino acids. The transcript is spliced from 17 exons. Lineage: Eukaryota; Metazoa; Chordata; Mammalia; Carnivora; Felidae. The record is from RefSeq and is a predicted model, not a curated record. Gene Ontology annotation, biological process: meiotic cell cycle; nucleotide-excision repair; DNA replication. Gene Ontology annotation, cellular component: nucleus; DNA replication factor A complex.